Molecule: messenger RNA, 2071 nt
Organism: Guyanagaster necrorhizus
Lineage: Eukaryota; Fungi; Basidiomycota; Agaricomycetes; Agaricales; Physalacriaceae
Exons: 5
Coding region: 107-1936 (609 amino acids)
Molecular function (GO): protein binding; DNA binding
Source: RefSeq, a predicted model, not a curated record
UGGUCCGGAAAAUCUUCCCUAAGUUAUAACUUAUCACGGAAGAGUUCAGGGCAUCUUAAUGCCGGCACGAGACCCAUUCUUCACCCCAGCCAUCUAGAGCCAACUCAUGGUGGAACCAAAUUCUUCCCUUCCUCUGGACGUUUUCAUCCACAUUUUAUCCCACCUCCCCCCCUCUCCGAAGCGUGGAUGCCAUGAUCCUAUUUACGCGUUCGUUGGCUUCCUUGAAGCAAGCACUCUGCUGCGAGAAGCUGCUAAGGUUCCCUCACUCUGGGAACCUCACUAUCGUGUUCGAUAUACCCACUGUGAUGAGCAAGCUGAAGCUCGUCGCCUAUCCACGCUCAAUGGGGAUUGGAGGCUGUUGUACGUGGCCAGGCGUCGGCUGGAUAGCAAGGCGCUUCGAUGCUUGGACGAAAUAAUUCGUCAGAGAAACGGACAACUCGAGCAUGCCAAAAGUAUUUUCGAACUAUCUUUUGACAUCUGGGAUGUUAUGCAGACAGAGGCGGAACAGCCAGUCCCCGAGCCGUUCCGGCGGACGAAUGAAUAUCCCUCUGUGGAUAUAACCCAUAUAGCACCCAACGCGCUCACUCGGAGAUACUGGGCUCGUUCUAUAAUGGAAUCUAUCUCAAGGUCUUAUGCCAUUGAUCUAUGGACCCGUUCUCAACGGGGUGAUGAAUCUGUGUCGUUUGUAGAGUCAUUCUCCGCGUUAUCCUGCUUUAUGGGUAAGUCACCAAGACAGAUGUCCGAAAUCUUCCUUCCUUUGAUGGAUCGAUGCCGCGCUUAUCUCUCGGGACGCGGUUGUGUCCUUGAUCCUGAUGACGGUAGAUACGAUCUGGCCGAGUUGUGUAUCAGCAUCUGUAGCUUCAUGAGAAGUGAAGGAUUCGACGCCGUUGAUCCCGAGAAUUUUCAUUCGCUGCUGAACAUUUUGCCUCAUGCGUAUCUAACAUGUAACAAAAAGACAAUACCCAUAUCUUUGGUCCACAUUUUUGUUGCUAUCUCUCGUGAUUUGGGGGUGCACGCGUCUCCUGUCGACUUUCCAGCUCGCGUCCUGGUGCAUGUCUCUACUCCGGAUCCCCUAACCGAUGAUUUUUAUGUCGAUGUGUUUGGCUCGAGCACCAAACCCAUCCUCACUCUUCGCGAGGAUAUCACCGCGCUCUUAAUUCAACAUGGAAUUCCUCCACAGUCGAUGGUACAAUACAUCUCUCCCUGUACGGGCUCUUCGAUGUUGCUCCGCACGAGUCGCAAUAUUCUAUCAUCAGUCCACGGGGACCAUCGGUCGUCUAGUGGACUGGCGCAAACUUCACUCUACAUCGCCUUCUGUAUUUAUCUUCUCAUGACGUCACGGGAACAAUUUGCGGCAAGGGUGACUAUGUAUGUUGGUCUACUGGACUGCGUCACCGUAAUACCAAAGACACUGGUGCCAUUGUUUCUGGAGAAAAGUACGGCUCGAGAAACGCUGGAAGACAAAUGCCGGACCACGAUCCAACGCCACAGAACUAUGACCACUGUUAAACUGCGCUCCUCUCCAGAAAACACCAGCGUGUUUUAUUUCGUUGGGAUGGUAUUCCGCCACCGUGCACGAAAGUAUAUUUGUUGUAUAUAUGGCUGGGAUAACACCUGCAAACAGGAUGAAAACUGGAUUAAAGAGAUGAAUAUUGACAGCCUUCCCCGAGGGAGGAACCAGCCGUUUUACAUGUGCUUCUCACAGGAUGGCUUAGAGAGAUAUGUCUCCGAAGACAACAUUGAACCAACACUCACAACGACCGGAAUGGUCAUGGAAAUCUUUGCCAGCGCUCAAAACUUUCCCGUUUAUUUUUCUGACGUUGUUGCUACGUCAGGCGAUCGGGUGAGGCUAGUUCCCAGCCCUGAGGUAGUGCAGUCAUAUCCAGAAGAUGAAAUUGCAGCGCGACACUGGUUGGAAGAGCGCUCAUCAGGCUGAGCAUUAUUUUAUAGAUUGCACCCAGUUUUCUGUCAUGAUUUAUCAUCUGCUGUGAAUUCCCGGUGGCGAGGGCCUUAGUCCAAUGUCUUGGUCGAUAUCUCAAAUUUCACGGAGAGAAAUGAUUAUAUAACAUAG